Rotaria sp. Silwood1 is the source of this 3264-nucleotide messenger RNA. The record is from the annotation of a GenBank genome assembly. NCBI's taxonomy places the organism in Eukaryota, Metazoa, Rotifera, Eurotatoria, Philodinida, Philodinidae.
AUGUCUCUACCAAAUAAAUCUCUUGAUAAAAAUAAACGUUAUGCUGGUGUUAAAGCGAAUGAUUUUGUAAACAAAACUCGAGCAAAUGAAACAAAUCGAUCAACUGGUAUGUAUUUAUUUCAACCAAAAUCUCAUAAUUUCUAUGUUUAUUUUGCAUCAGUUCGUCCUCAAGGAUGGGCAAAUUUAGGAAAAAUAAAUAGUCGUCGAAUACCACCACCAGCUAAUUUACCUAGUUUAAAAAGUGAAACAGGUGUUAAUUCACCAACAUUUGAUCCAACAAUAACAAUAAAUCAUAGUUGGACAUCAAAUGAAAAUCCAACACAACAACAAAUUGAUUCAUUACCAGUUAAUUCUCCAACACUACCACCAUCAUCAUUAUUACCACAACCAUUAAUGGAUAUUGAUAAACCACGUUUAACAUCAACAUGGAAUACAAUAACAUCAGGUACAAAUAUAAAUUUAAAUGAACAAAUACCAAGUUUACUUCCAUUAAAUGAUUAUCCUCGUUUAUCAACAACACAAGAUCGUAAAUUACAAACAGAAUCAAUAACAAAUAUACAAAAUCCAAGUUUACGUCCAGCAAAUAUAGCUAUAUGGAAAGAUGGUGGUAGUAAUAAUCGUAUACAACAAUCAUUAACAAAUGAUCUAACACAAAUAAUAUCAAAUAAUCCUGGUGCUAAUUUAUAUCAACAACAAAUAUCAAAUACAAAUAUGAGAAUGUAUCCACAACAAAUGUGGACAUAUAAUCCAUAUACACCAGUACCAUUAUCAAUGCAUCAACAACAACAACAAAUGAAUACAUUACAUGAUUAUAAAAGUCCAACAAUAUUACGAAAUAAAGAUAUUGAUGAUUUAUCAAAAUUAACCGAUAAUACAUGGGCAAAUACAACUCAGGAAGUAAAUUAUGAAGAAAAAAUACGUUUUAGUGAUGAUGAUGAUGAUAAUAAUAAAAAUGAUCGUAUAGAAAUUUUAGAAUCAAAUAAUAAUAAUAAUAAUAAUAAAACACGUCGAUUAAAUACACAAAUUUUACAACAUACACGUUUAAUACAAGAUGAUAAACAUUUAAAACAAAUGCAAGAUAAUAAAAAUUCUGAAUUAAUUAAUACAUUAAAUAUAGCUAAACAACGACGUGAUGAACAAGAACGUCAUCUUAAAAAUGAACAAUUAAUAAUAAAUAAUAUUGAUGAAAAACAAAAACAAAUACCUGGUUAUCAAACACGUCCAUUAUUAACAUCAAAUGAUCAAGAUAAUCAUAAUACAUGGCAAACAAAUAAAGAUCUAGCAAAUACAUCUCGUAUACGUCAUGAUACAACUAAUAGUCAAUCAUCAUCAUCAUCACCAUUUGCAAUGAAAAGUUGGUCCGAUCAAAUGGAUUCAUUUAAUUAUACAUCUUUACAUGAAAAAUCUCGUGGACAUACAGAAAAUGAAGAACAAUCUACUACAAAUAAAUAUAGUCGUUCUCAAAGUGAAACAAGUUCACAAUCUCAACAUCCUAAUGAAUCAAUAAUAAGAAAAUCAAAAAAAUUUCCAUUAACAUCAAAAAAACAACAACAACAACAACAACAACAACAACAAAAAAUUAAUUUAUUACAAACAAAAACUCAAUCGAAAAAACUAAUUAAUAAUGAAAAUUUAAAUUAUAUUGAAAAUCAAAUCAAUUCAAAUGAUCAAUGGAAUGAAUCUAAUGAUAAUCGUUAUCAACACUAUACAAAUGAUAAUCGUCAUCAUCAACAACAACAACAAUUACAAUCAGAUAGUCUUUCAACACAAAAAAUAAAUCGUUAUAAUAAUAAACAAUCAACAACUAAAGAAAGACAACAAACAAAUUCUCGUAUGAAAACAAAUUCAUCUUUAUCAAAUAAAAGUCAAAUAGUAUGGCGUCCAUUAUCACCAAAUCGACCAUUAGAAUCUACGGAUCCAACACCACAAGAAUCAAUUUCAUAUAAAUCUCAACAACGAACAAAUAUUAAUGAACAUAAACAACGAUAUCAAACAACAACACCAACAACACCAACAUCAUCAUCAAUUAUUGAUACAGCAUCAAUACCACCAUUAAUGAGUGUACGAUCUGAUGUAACAACAACAUCAAAUUUAUAUAAUACAACAAAUCAUAAUUUAUCAUCAUCACAUUAUGAUGAUGAAAAUAUUUAUUAUGAUUCAAAUUUAGAUAUGCAUCAAAAUUAUCAUCAUCAUCAUAAUCAUCAUUCAAAUAUACAUAAUCGUAGAUAUACAACAUUAGGUUCAUAUGGACGUUAUAGACGAAGUGGAACAGUUCGUCAUCAACAACAAUAUACAACAUAUAAUAUAAAUAAUACAUCUGGUGUAUCAACAGUACCUAAUACAAAUUCAAGUAUACAUCAAAAAAAGACUUCAAUUAAUCGAACAAAUAAUAAAAAAUCUAAUCAAUCAUCUGAACAAAUAAAAAUUGAUGAAAUUUCUAUAACAAAACCUAUUGAAACAUCUAUAGUAUCAUCUACAUCUGAAAUAUUAACAACAGAUAUUGAAAAAAUAAAUGAUACAUCUGAUCAAAAGAAUUCAAUAAAAAAUGAAAAUAUUAUUUCACAAACAGAAAAUGAUUCAAAUAAAACAAAUAAAAAAACUACAGUAGUUACAUCAUCAUCAUCAUCAAAUGUAAAACGACGUACAAAUAAAAAUCAACAAAAUUAUCAUCAAGAUCAACAUUAUCAAAAUCAACAAGCACCAAGACAUAGAAAUAAUUAUACACGAUCAAUGCAAGAAUAUGAAGCUAUGCAAAUGGCUUCUGCACAUAAUUAUUAUGGUACAACUCGUCGAACAGCACAUAAUGGUCGUAAUACACAUAUGCAUGACUUAUCAAGUGGUUAUUAUUAUGAACAUCCUAAACAACAUUAUAAUAAUCGAUAUAAUUAUUCAAAUGAACAUUAUCCACAACAACAACAACAACAGCAACAGCAACGUUCAACAAAUAAAAAUUCUAAACGUGGUGGUUCAUCAACAACAAAUAAUCGACAACAAAUAAUUAAUGGAAGUAGUAGUAAUAAUAAUAAUAAUAAUAUUUUUCGUCAUCAUUCAACAAGUGAUAAUGAUCAAAAAGAAGGUGAAGAAUGGGAAACAGCAUCGGAAUCAAGUACAAAUAUGCGUAAUGGUCAUUAUGAUACAAAUACAAUAAAUACUGAACAAACAAAUGAAACAAAAACAAUUCAUCGUGGUCGAACACCACCGAAGAAAAGUUUUUCCAGUCAAAGGCCUAAUGCGCGUCAGAUUUUCAAAUAUACGAAUGCAUGA